Messenger RNA from Centruroides sculpturatus (bark scorpion), 2345 nucleotides. RefSeq names its product dual specificity protein phosphatase 7-like. Gene Ontology annotation, biological process: negative regulation of MAPK cascade; protein dephosphorylation. Lineage: Eukaryota; Metazoa; Arthropoda; Arachnida; Scorpiones; Buthidae. Bases 222 to 1343 code for a protein of 373 amino acids. Gene Ontology annotation, molecular function: protein tyrosine/threonine phosphatase activity; MAP kinase tyrosine/serine/threonine phosphatase activity. The transcript is spliced from 3 exons. The record is from RefSeq and is a predicted model, not a curated record. Gene Ontology annotation, cellular component: cytosol; cytoplasm.
UCGACUGCAGUCAAUCGCCCGAGCAGAGAGUAUGGGAGGACAGAGCCCGAAGGUUCGCCGUUUAUGUGAUGGGUGUGAAUAAUCGAUGUGCCGAAGCUUAAAAUGUGUUCGAUACGUAUACGUAGGAUGAGUGGGACACCGUGUUACUUUAAUGUGACAUGAUGAAAAUCGAACGCUUUAAAUGAGCAAUUUUUUCUGUGCAAUAUAGUUCCGACAAUAAUAUGCCCUGUCGGGAACAAUCUGACCAAUUGGUUAUGUCUGUAACACCGGAAUGGCUAGUGGAAAACAUCAUUAAUCCAAAUAGUGAAAUAAUCGUUCUGGAUUGUCGCCCUACUUGCGAUUUUCAUCAUUCCCAUGUGCGCGGAGCCAUCAAUGUCACACUGCCCGCCUCGGUGAUAAUGCUGAGGAGACUAGCUAACGGCAAGUUUUGUAUUCCUAGUUUUAUUACGGAUAGCGAUUGCAGGGAAAGAUUCGUCAAAACCUGGAAGAGAUGCCCCAUCGUUCUUUACUCGGAAAGUGACGGCGAUAUGUCCAAACAGGGACCUUCCGUUCUGUGUACUCUUUACCAUCGGUUACAGCAAGAUGGCUGCCAUGUUGUUUGUUUACAAGAGGGUUUUAACGAGUUCGCUUCUCGUUAUCCCGAGUGGUGCGAAAGUGGAAGACCCGAAGAACAAGUGGAAGCUACCCUACAGGGGUUGGGUAAUCUUUGCAUAUCCCCCGUCGUGGAUCUUCAAGUAUCCGAUGCGGAUAAAUGCGAUAGUGGUUUGACUUCCGAUAGUCCCAACGAUCCACCUUUCCCCGUGGAGAUCCUACCUUAUCUGUUUUUGGGAAAUGCGGAAAACUCCACGGAUCUGGAAGCUCUGGAGAGGCAUAAGAUACGUUACAUUAUCAACGUCACGCCCAAUCUUCCCAAUGCAUUCGAGAACGAAGGGAUAGGAAUAAAGUACAUGCAGAUUCCCAUACACGACCAUUGGUCGCAGAAUUUGGCCAGUUUCUUUCCAGACGCCAUUACUUUUAUCGAUGACGCUCGCCAAAAGAAGCAAGGUGUACUAGUCCACUGCGUAGCAGGCAUUAGCCGUUCAGUCACUAUCACGCUCGCCUAUCUCAUGCACAAAUUGAGCAUGCCUCUUAACGAUGCCUACGAUUUCGUCAGACGUCGCAAAGCCAACAUUUCUCCGAACUUCAAUUUCAUGGGCCAAUUACUGGACUAUGAGCGUCAACUAAACUUGACUCCCGGACGUUGCACGUGUCAAGAAACACCCUGUAAAUGUCGUGUUCUCCAUUUUAUAUCCCCUACCCGGUCCACUCCCGAUUCGGGCAUAGACAUCGAUAGGUGGACCUGACAAUAAUGGCGCCUUCCUCAACUAGUCACCUUCCCUGUGCCAAAAUUAGCAUCCGUGGUGCUGUUAUCAUCAUCAAUAUUAUCAUUAUAUAUAUAUAGGAAAAAAAAAUCAAAAACUGUUAAAAAAAUUGUGUUCGACGAAAAAAUAACGUUGGAUAUUAAUAUAUAUAUAUAUAUACAUAAAUUAUAUAUAUAUAUGUAUAAAGAUAAUCACGAUACUCGUCUGGUAUGUCGUCUACUACUUAAAACACAAAAUCGAUAAUACUCGAUUGCUGAUGAUCGAUACAACUUUUAAUUUUGAUAUUCGAGACAUGAAAUUUAAGAGUUUUAUUCCGACAUUUUAUGUACAAAAUUAAAUUAUAAUUGUAUCCGCAAUCCCUAUUAUCCGUCGACUACACCCGGCACCAGACGUAACCGGGCGCAGUCCUCGUUGUAAAGUAACGGAUAAUCGAGGUUACGCGAUGCUUUUAGUUCACCGCGCGUUUUAAAAACUACAAGAGAGUGAUUUUUUUUUGGUCACACGAUCGUCGUUAGAACGGCAAAAAUCUCUUAACCGGCGCGAGUGUGUUAGAAUUUUAUUGUUCUCGAAUACCCGAUAAGGUUGUAUCGAUUUUCGCCCACCUGUUUUUUUUUUUUUCGUGAAGUAUACUCGUGACGUCAUAGCACCAGAUUAUCAUUGAUCCACCGGUAUUGUUUCGUUGAACCAAUUAUAUAUAUAGAUGAAUAGAUCUUUGCUGUAAAGAGAACAAUUUAGAAAAAAUACAGACAUAAAUACAAUACAUACACACACACACGAAUACAAACAAACAAAUACAGAUACACACGUAAAAGUUGUUAUUUCAUUAAGAAGAUUUAGAUUGUGUUCAAGUGUUUACUGUCUUUGUACGGGAACCACUUUUCGAUUUAUUAUAAUCCCUUUUUUUUAUAUAUUAAACGAGUUUCUUGCGUGUGAUGUCAUGGCAUGAUCACGUGAUAGUGAGAAUUGUUUCUAUUGAUUAANUCG